Molecule: messenger RNA, 772 nt
Organism: Oncorhynchus keta (chum salmon)
Lineage: Eukaryota; Metazoa; Chordata; Actinopteri; Salmoniformes; Salmonidae
Product: meteorin-like protein
Exons: 4
Coding region: 287-772 (161 amino acids)
Biological process (GO): positive regulation of brown fat cell differentiation; energy homeostasis
Molecular function (GO): hormone activity
Source: RefSeq, a predicted model, not a curated record
CCCAGGCAGCAGCAGAAGUUUGUCAGGACUUCCUCCUGUCUGUUAGUCACCAGUCUACUGCCGGAGGCUCCCAACGGUUUUACACAGAUCUUCCAUCCUGUCGAAAUGAAACGGAACUUUUACGGUACAAAACAGAACUGUUGAUUCUGAUGGACCCGUAACCUUCUUUCCAGAGACCACGAUGUGAAUAAAUAGUCACUUGCAGGAGUUAUUGGUGGAUUUUUGUGGUUACUGAAAGGCGGGACGUGGUCUGACCAUACUGGGGCGGAGGAGCGGUUGGUCAACCAUGCUGUGGCCAGGUUUAGCGCACUGGGUAGCGGCUGUGUUUCUCUGUCGGGUCGCCUCGGCGCAGUACACCAGCGACCAGUGCAGCUGGAGAGGAAGUGGUCUGACCCAUGAGUCUCACUCCCGUGAUGUGGAGCAGGUAUACCUGCGUUGCUCCCAGGGCAGUCUAGAGUGGCUCUAUCCUACUGGGGCCCUCAUCGUCAACCUGCGGCCCAACACGGAGCCCACGUCUGGGGCUUCCCCCGGCCUGCACGCCUGCAUCAAGCCCCAGACAGACUCCCUGAGAACAGCACAGAUAUUUCACAGCGCAUGGCAGGGUGCAGUGUUUCUCCCUGACAGAGGGGCGCUGUUCAUAGAGGCAGUGGGCCAGCAGGACAUCAGCAAGAGGAUCACAGUGUUUCAGUAUGAACUGGUGGCCAGCCACGGACCUGGAGCUCAUCUGUACCCACACCUCAACACUGGCACUGGUCCUGUACACCCUGUGUGA